Molecule: messenger RNA, 735 nt
Organism: Diuraphis noxia (Russian wheat aphid)
Lineage: Eukaryota; Metazoa; Arthropoda; Insecta; Hemiptera; Aphididae
Product: adenylate kinase 7-like
Cellular component (GO): cytoplasm
Molecular function (GO): aldehyde dehydrogenase (NAD+) activity
Source: RefSeq, a predicted model, not a curated record
AUGGUUGGAAAUAAUAUUAUGAAGAAAGUGAAGUAUAAUUCGGAAGUAGAACAAUCAAAUUUAAAUCCAAGAAUAGUAUGUGAUGAUCCAUUAGAAAAAUUACUCGAUUGGCCUUCGUUAGACUCUAAAUAUACUGAAAGCGAAAUCAUGAACCAUAUUUUGGAAAACGAUAAUAUAGAAAUAAGAAAAAAUCGUGAUUUAAUUGAUUACUUAGAAGUUUUGUUUAAACCAAAAAUGUUUAAAGAGUACUUCUUAAUAACUAAAAGUAAUUUCAUAUUUGUUGAUUAUGGAGAAUUUGAUAGACUGUUUAAUUCACUUUUAAUAAGUAUGCCAGUAAAAGUAAAAGAUAAUGAAGCUGAAAACAAAGUUAGUGACAUAAAAGCUGUGAUCAAUAAAAUAUACAACACUCAUCCAACAAUUAUUGAAAAUGAUGAUUUAGCAAUAGAAGAUAUUUAUGAAAAAAAUCUAGCUCAAUUGUUGAAAGAACCCACAGUUAAAAAAGAACACUUUUCACUAGAAAAUAUUAAAAUAGUAAAUUUUUUAAUCAAAUGUGUAAAUCCUAUAUUGAUAAAUGGAGUAUUGGAAAUUAUGAAAAAUACACCCAAGGAUCCUAUUGAUUUUUUGGUAGAAUAUAUUUAUAAGCAUAAUGAUAAUAUGUACAAUCCAUGUGUUUCUUCACCACCAUCGAAUAAAAAACCAAAAGUAGCUAACAGCCUCAACAAACACCUGUUGUGA